Messenger RNA from Asparagus officinalis (garden asparagus), 633 nucleotides. RefSeq lists its product as uncharacterized. The coding region runs from base 1 to 633 and encodes 210 amino acids. Gene Ontology annotation, molecular function: RNA-DNA hybrid ribonuclease activity; nucleic acid binding. NCBI's taxonomy places the organism in Eukaryota, Viridiplantae, Streptophyta, Magnoliopsida, Asparagales, Asparagaceae. The transcript has a single exon. The record is from RefSeq and is a predicted model, not a curated record.
AUGACGCAGCCUGCGGCCUUAAAUUGGCGUUUGGCUAGAUGGGUGCUCUUACUGUCUCAGUAUGACAUCCACUUCAUGCCACAGAAGUCAGUCAAAGGACAGGCUAUCUGUGAUCUUAUGGCUAGUCAUCCGCUAGGGGCGAAGACCGACCUAUUCGAAGAUUUGCCAGAUGAACCCCCUGAGGUCAACACAACUUCUUCGCCAGAGGUUUGGCAGAUGUUCUUUGACGGUGCGUCUCGCGUCGGAAUGAGCGAUCCAUCAUUGCAGGAGUGGGGGGUGGUCCUCACUUCCCCACGUAAUCACGUAUUGCCCCAUGCCUUUUCGCUAACGGAGCCAUGCACCAACAACGUGGAUGAGUACAACGCGCUACUCAUUGGACUCGAGUUAGCAAGGGAGUUAGAGAUAAGACAUCUCGAAGCCUAUGGUGACUCUCAGCUAAUUAUCAAACAAAUGACGGGGGAUUACGAAGUAAGGAACGACGAUCUAAUCUCGCUUCACAAAGCAGCUACCAAGCUAGUGGAGUCAUUCAAGAGUUUUUGCAUCGAGCAUGUGCUUCGUUCCAAGAACACGUAUGCUGAUGCCCUCGCAUCCUUGGCAACUAACUUGGCCCAGCCACUAGAGAUGACUCAAUAG